Emericellopsis cladophorae is the source of this 1224-nucleotide messenger RNA. Its product is annotated as 3-oxo-Delta-steroid 5-beta-reductase-like protein. The record is from RefSeq and is a predicted model, not a curated record. Lineage: Eukaryota; Fungi; Ascomycota; Sordariomycetes; Hypocreales; Bionectriaceae. The transcript is spliced from 3 exons. The coding region runs from base 1 to 1224 and encodes 407 amino acids.
AUGGCAAAGAUCGACAAUUUGAUCGCGUGUGAGGUCAACCAGGAGCGACAAGCUCCAACACUUGUCUUCGGCGCCUCCGGCGUUUCUGGAUGGGCGUUCGUCAAUGAGAUACUCAACGACUACCCUCAGAAGAGCGUGUGGUCGGGCGUACACGCUCUGACGAACCGUCCACUCGAUCCCCAAGCAGCUCUGUGGCCCAAGGAUGAGAGGCUCACCGUGACUUCGGGCAUCAAUUUGCUCGAGGGAUCCCAGCAGAAUGUCGAGCACAAACUCGCUGCGAUUCCCGGCAUAAAAAAUGUCACACAUGUAGUCUACCUUGCCUUCAAAGCUAGCACCGACACCGCCGUCGAAGUGAAGGAUAACAUCGAAAUGUUCAAGCGCGCCAUCACAGCCGUCGACAGACUUUGCCCCUCGCUGGCUUUUGUGGUCAACCAAACCGGCUCCAAGACUUACGGUUGCCAUCUUCUUCAUGAUCGUCCAGAGUACCUGAAGCCACCUUUCAAGGAGGACGGCCCCCGACUGGGACCCCCAGGCUCCGAGACCAUUUUCUACACUACACAGCUAGAGUGGCUGACCGGGUUUGCCAAAGAGAAGACAUGGUCCUGGGCCGAGACAAGGCCCGAUAUCAUCAUCGGGUUCGUGCCGAACCAGAACUUCUAUUCACUGGGAAUGGCGCUGGGCUUCUUCCUCGCUCUGUACAGAGAGAAGCACGGCGCGGGCGCGGAGUGCCCCUUUCCCGGCACAGAUGCGUCUUGGAAAGCAAAGUGCCAAGAUUCCUCGUCGGACAUGAUUGCACGUCAGACGAUUCACAUUAUGCUCUCACCCAAGACAACCAAGGGACAGGCCUUUAACGUCGCCGAUGAGCGGAAGGCGAGUACAUGGGAGGACAAGUGGCCCGUACUAUGCAGCUUGUUCUCCCUCAAUGGGGUCAAGACGCCACAUGACAACCCGAUUGAGGUGCGUAAGUUUAUCAAGGAGAACUACGCAACGUGGGAGGCGAUGGAGGAAAAAUAUGGGCUAGUCAAGGGCCAAGCGGACAAUAGCCGUGUCAUCCCCGGCUUUGAGUAUUUUCUGCUCACAAUGUUUGAUUUGGAUCGGCAGUUUGAUAUGAGCAGGGUGUAUGAUGAGUUGGGCUUUGAUGAGGAGAGGAGUGUCAAGGAAACGUGGGAGCGGGUCUUUGCGAGGAUGGCUAAAGCGAAGUUGAUUCCAACGACUUCCAAGUGA